AUGGGGAAUGGGGGCGCCUGGCGCCGCGCGGACGGGCACGAUGCCACCCGCGAGCACCUGCUGAUGGCCCUGGCCGACGUGGACCUGUUCAUGAUCCGGGCGUCCUACUCAGAGCAGCCAGAGGAGAGCAGCCUGGCCGAUGUCAGCCUGGACGUGGCAGUGCCACACGUCACCGGCCGCCCGCCCGCGCUGGAGGUGGAGGACUGCGCCUGCCCGCCCGGGUACCGCGGGGCCUCCUGCCAGGACUGUGACACCGGCUACACCCGCAGCAGCGCCGGGCUCUACCUGGGCACGUGUGAGCCGUGCCAGUGCCACGGCCACGCCGGCGAGUGCCACCCCGACACCGGCGUCUGCCAGGGCUGCCGGGAUCACACGGAGGGACCCCAGUGUGACAAGUGCCAGCCCGGCUACUACGGCGAUGCCACCCGGGGCACCGCGGGCGACUGCCGGCCCUGUCCCUGCCACGGGCCCCAUGGGGACAGCCAGGUGACCAAGAUCUGCUUCGAGGACACGGACGGGCAGCCCACCUGCAGCGCCUGCGCCCCGGGGCACGGCGGGCGCCUCUGUGAGAGGUGCUUGCCCGGGUACGUGGGGGACCCUCCGCGGGGACAGCCGUGCCAAGUGCCCGGCGUCCCUGGGGGGCAGUGCCAGUGUGACCCGCGCGGCAGCACCGGCGAGGGCUGCGACGCCGACGGGCAGUGCCGCUGCAAGGCCAAUGUGGAGGGUCCCCACUGUGCCACCUGCCGUGCCCAUCACUUCCACCUGAGCGGGGCCGAGCCGGCCGGGUGCCUGCCCUGCUUCUGCAUGGGCAUCGUGCAGCACUGCGCCAGCACCGCCCUCGCCCGCGGCACCGUCCGGACGCCCUUCGCCCCGGGGGAUGCCCAGGGGUUCGCCCUGGUGAACAGGCAGCGCAGCACCCGCGUGGGCAGCGGCUUCGGGGUCCAGCCGGGCACCCCCCACCCCGUCCUGACCUACGAGCGCUUCGGGGAGCUGCCCCCCGACUCCUACUACUGGCAGCUGCCACCCCCCUACCAGGGGGACAAGGUGGGCUCCUACGGUGGGCGCCUGCGCUACACCCUGACCUACACCCCGGGGGGCCCGGGAGCCCCCCAGCCUGACGCCGACAUCCAGAUCACGGGCAACGACAUCACGCUGGUGGCCCAUCAGCCCGAGCUGCCCCCGCGGACCCCCCAGGCCUUUGAGAUCAUUUUCCGGGAGCAAUACUGGCAGCGGCCAGACGGGCAGCCGGCGACGCGGGAGCACCUGCUGAUGGCCCUGGCGGACCUGGACGAGAUCCUGAUCCGGGCCACCUACUCCACGAGCACGGCCUCGGCCGGCAUCGCCGGCGUGGCCAUGGACACGGCCGUGCCCCCCCAGCCCGGCCUGCCCCCCGCCCCCGAGGUGGAGGAGUGUCGCUGCCCCCCCGGCUACCACGGGCUGUCCUGCCAG
Messenger RNA from Lepidothrix coronata (blue-crowned manakin), 1449 nucleotides. Its product is annotated as basement membrane-specific heparan sulfate proteoglycan core protein-like. Gene Ontology annotation, cellular component: basement membrane. The record is from RefSeq and is a predicted model, not a curated record. The annotation marks the transcript as partial. Lineage: Eukaryota; Metazoa; Chordata; Aves; Passeriformes; Pipridae. The transcript has 13 exons.